Molecule: messenger RNA, 302 nt
Organism: Cladocopium goreaui
Lineage: Eukaryota; Dinophyceae; Suessiales; Symbiodiniaceae
Source: the annotation of a GenBank genome assembly
GUCCGGAACGAUGGAGUGGCGGUGCCUUGGGCCCCCAUGUCAUAUGCAGCGGCUCUGGUGUGGAUCAGAAAGCUGACUGCAUUGCCUUGGAAGUCGCAAACUCAGCAAUCAUCGCAGUGGACAGCCAACUCCAUGAAAAGCACGAUGUUGUCAUGGGGGUCACAAAUGGUAGCUUUGGGGACGGUCUCCCAAGAAGAAAGACUGCUCCAGGGACACCACAGACAGAGCGCGAAUCGCAGCCUGCGAGGUGUCAGACGGCCCACUUUUUGACAGUGGAUCGGACAGAGCUCUUCGUCGUCUGA